This is a messenger RNA of Coregonus clupeaformis (lake whitefish), 6821 nucleotides long. RefSeq names its product microtubule-associated serine/threonine-protein kinase 2-like. Gene Ontology annotation, biological process: intracellular signal transduction; peptidyl-serine phosphorylation. Gene Ontology annotation, cellular component: microtubule cytoskeleton. The record is from RefSeq and is a predicted model, not a curated record. NCBI's taxonomy places the organism in Eukaryota, Metazoa, Chordata, Actinopteri, Salmoniformes, Salmonidae. Bases 888 to 6821 code for a protein of 1977 amino acids. The transcript is spliced from 28 exons. Gene Ontology annotation, molecular function: ATP binding; protein serine/threonine kinase activity; protein binding.
UGCUGAACCUAGAUCAGUGGUCUAGGAGCAGGAGGCACUGCAGUUGAAACAUGAGAGGAGAUUCAGGAAACGAAUCGUGACUGCAGUCACAGAUCACCAAAUCAGCAGCUCACACCGGUGAUGAUGGAAGACUGACAAUUUGAAAGAGGGCGAGGGCAACGGAUUGAGAGACAUUCGUGAAUAAUAAUAAAAUUUACUUUACAUCAAGUUGGAUGGAAGAAACUCGAACAUUCUGCUACGUCACCUGUCAAGAAAAAAUGCCAAGUGUUACAAUGACAACGUGUCUUUUGCAGGUAGCUAGCAACGAAGCUAGCUUGAUUCUAGAUAGCCAUCCAUCCAGGUCUGUCUGAUAGCGAAGUCACAGGGGUGCGUGGAGUUGAAAAAAAAUGAAUAUCGUUUUUGGUGUACUGUUCCUCUAAUUGUACGACCUCGCGGUUCAUUUCUGUUCGCGCGAUACGCUUGCAAGUUAGGUUUUCUCUCAGCAAGCGAGCUAGCUAGCUAGUAAGCUACAUAAAGGUGGCGCGUAAAAUGCAGUAGCCAGGAAAAAGACAACCACGUUAAUUAAGGCUAGCUAUCUUGUAACUACAGCAACCAAGUGACUGACAACCUGUCAAAAUAGUUUUGACAUUACUGCAGAUGCCGAGGAUAAUUUAGUCUGUUUGUGCCAGCAAGUUAAUUUGAACGGGGAUGCAUUUCUACGGUCGGAUUUGGCAGCAGUUGGACUUGCUGAACACAUCACAGCAGCAGAUAUGAAUGUCAAGUUUCCGAAGGAAAUGCGAGGAAGACGUCAAUACAGUUAGCUGGCUAGCCUAGCGUAAGUUUGCUAAGCAGAGUUAGAUAUCUGUGAAACACAUUUAUUUUUGUCAUAUUUUUUUCCACGUGAGAAAAUGAAGAGAACCGAAGAUAAAAACAAAAAACUCAUUCCGGACCAGCACGGAAGCAGCACCGCGGCGAAAGAUGUGAAGGAGUUUGCUGCGCCUCCUCCCCUGUUGUUCAGGAAGUUGAGUAACCCUGACCUGUCCCCCGCCACCAACAAGGCCAAACUACACCGACAGCUCAGCCAGGAUGACGGCCGCGCUCGCCGUAGCAGCAUGGCUAUGACCGGUAAGCAACUCCUGCCCCUGUCCAGCAGUAUGCAGGGUGGGGUGAGUCAGCUAGCCUGGCAGCCUCCUGGAGAACCCCCCAACAACCUGGUCCGCAUGAGGAGCCAGUCCCUGGGCCAGUCUGCACCAUCACUCACUGCAGGACUGAAGGAGCUCAGUCUUCCAAGGAGGGCCAGUUUCUGUCGGACAAGUAACAGGAAGAGCCUGAUUGUGACGUCCAGUACCUCUCCUACACUACCCAGACCACACUCACCACUACAUGGACACCCAGGGAGCAGCCCUCUGGACAGCCCCAGAAACUUCUCCCCCAACACGGCAGCACACUUCUCCUUCGUUCCAGCUCGCAGUCACGGGCACAGGGCUGACAGGGCGGAUGGCAGGCGCUGGUCUCUGGCCUCACUGCCCUCCUCUGGAUAUGGUACUAACACACCCAGCUCCACCGUCUCAUCAUCCUGUUCAUCCCAGGAGAAGCUGCACCAGCUGCCCUUCCAGCCGACGGCGGACGAGCUGCACUUCCUCACCAAGCACUUCAGCUCCGAGAGCAUCACAGACGAGGAUGGACGACACUCGCCCAUGCGCCCCCGCUCACGCAGCCUCAGCCCUGGUCGCUCACCCAUCUCUUUUGAUCAUGAGAUCGUCAUGAUGAACCAUGUCUACAAGGAGCGCUUUCCCAAGGCCACGGCUCAGAUGGAGGACCGGCUGGCUGACUUCCUGUCGUCCUCGGCCCCUGACAAGGUGGUGCCCCUGGCCGACGGGGUCCUCAGCUUCAUCCACCACCAGGUCAUAGAACUGUCCAGAGACUGCCUGGAUAAAAGCCGUGAGGGCUGCAUCACAUCACGCUACUUUUACGAACUGCAAGAGAACCUGGAGAAACUGCUGCAAGAUGCUCACGAGCGCUCGGAGAGUGUGGAGGUCACCUUUGUCACCCAGCUGGUUAGGAAGCUGAUGAUCGUCAUCGCUCGGCCUGCACGCCUGUUAGAAUGUCUGGAGUUUGACCCAGAGGAGUUCUACCACUUGUUGGAAGCAGCAGAGGGCCAUGCCAAGGAGGGCCAGGGCAUCAAGUCAGACAUCCCACGCUACAUCAUCAGCCAGCUGGGUCUCACCAGGGAUCCCGUGGAGGAGAUGGCCCAGCUGAGCAGCUACGACAGUGGGAACCCUGACACACCAGAGACAGACGACGCUGUGGAUAGUCGAGGAGCUCCCCCUAAAACCAAGGCCCCACGGGAGGAGGACUUUGAGAACAUCAAGCUCAUCAGCAACGGGGCCUAUGGUGCUGUGUUUCUGGUGCGACACAAGGAGACCCGUCAGCGUUUUGCCAUGAAGAAGAUCAACAAGCAGAACCUGAUCCUGAGGAACCAGAUCCAGCAGGCCUUCGUAGAGAGAGACAUCCUGACCUUCGCUGAGAACCCCUUUGUGGUCUCCAUGUUCUGCUCAUUCGAGACACGCAGACACCUCUGUAUGGUGAUGGAGUAUGUAGAAGGUGGUGACUGUGCCACCCUGCUGAAGAGCAUCGGAGCUCUGCCCGUGGACAUGGCACGCAUGUACUUCGCUGAGACUGUGCUGGCACUGGAGUACCUCCACAACUAUGGCAUUGUACACAGAGACCUCAAACCUGACAAUCUUCUGAUCACGUCAAUGGGCCACAUCAAGCUGACAGACUUUGGGCUUUCUAAGAUCGGUCUGAUGAGCCUCACCACCAACCUGUAUGAAGGACACAUAGAGAAAGAUACCAGGGAGUUCCUGGAUAAACAGGUGUGUGGUACCCCAGAGUACAUAGCCCCAGAGGUGAUCCUGAGACAGGGCUACGGGAAGCCAGUGGACUGGUGGGCCAUGGGGGUCAUCCUGUAUGAGUUCCUGGUGGGAUGUGCCCCUUUCUUUGGAGACACGCCUGAGGAGCUCUUUGGACAGGUCAUCAGUGAUGAGAUCAUAUGGCCAGAGGAGGAGGAGGCUCUUCCUAACGAUGCCCAGGACCUCAUCUCUAAACUCCUUAGACAGAACCCUCUGGAGAGGCUAGGCACAGGCAGUGCAUUUGAGGUGAAACAGCACCGGUUCUUCUAUAACCUGGACUGGAACACUCUGCUGAGACAGAAGGCAGAGUUCAUCCCUCAGCUAGAAUCAGAGGACGACACCAGCUACUUUGACACCCGUUCAGACAGGUACCACCACAUGGACUCUGAAGACGAAGACGACGCCAACGAUGACGAACACGUAGAGAUACGCCAGUUCUCCUCCUGCUCGCCCCGCUUCAGCAAGGUGUACAGCAGUAUGGAGCGUCUGUCCCUCCAUGAGGAGAAGAGGAACCCCCCGCCCACCAAGCGGAGCCUCAGUGAGGAAGGAGGAGAACGCAUCGACAGCCUCAGUAGUCUGAAGUCCAGAGACCGUGCCUGGCUGGUGGGGUCACCUGAGAUCCUGCGUAAGCGUCUGUCUGUCUCAGAGUCGUCCCACACCGAGAGCGACUCCAGCCCUCCCCUGACAGUGCGAAGACGCUGCUGCUCCGCCAUCAUCGAGAUGCCGCGCUUCGCCAUCUCCUCAGAGGAGGAAGCAGGGGUGGCCCCCAGCCAUAAGAGCCCCAGCCUGCUCAGCCAGACCCCCGGUGGGGUCAGGGGCCCCCGCAGCGAGGACCUGCCCCUCUCCAUCCCUGAGCUCCCCAUUGAGAGAGAGCUGAAACUGGACGAGUCCCCCACAACACCAGACUCUACAGCCAGCCAGCUCAGCAAAGCCACACUCACACCGGGCAGUUCAGGAGAUGUGUGGGAGCGUGGUUCAGGGGCAGACAGCUCUCCCUCUACCCCUAAGGCCAUCAGUGACCUGGCAGCUAGGAGGGCCCGCCACAGACUGUUGUCUGGAGACACAGACAAACACGCCCAGUCCAGACCCCUCAACAAGGUCAUCAAGUCAGCCUCCGCUACCACCCUCUCACUCAUGAUUCCUGCAGAUCACCACGGGGCCUCCCCAUUGGCCAGCCCCAUGUCACCCCACUCCUUCUCGUCCAAUCCCUCGUCUAGAGACUCCUCCCCCAGUAGAGACCUGUCCCCAGCCGUGGCCAACAUCAAACCCGCCAUCAUCAUCCACAAGGUGGGCAAGAAGUACGGCUUCACCCUCCGAGCCAUCAGGGUGUACAUGGGAGACACAGACAUCUACACAGUGCAUCAUAUGGUCUGGCAUGUAGAGGAGGGUGGUCCAGCCCAUGAUGCGGGGCUGAGAGAAGGAGACCUCAUCACUCAUGUGAAUGGAGAGGCUGUCCACGGCCUGGUCCACACUGAGGUGGUGGAGCUCAUUCUCAAGAGCGGUGGUAAGGUGUCCAUCUCUGCCACGUCCUUUGAGAACACUUCCAUCAAGGUGGGCCCCGCUCGCAAGACCGGCUCCAAAUCCAAGAUGGCGCGUCGCAACAAGAAGACCAAGACCAAAGAUAGCAGCCAGGAAAGCAGUAGUAAGAAGAGGAACUCUCUGUUCAGGAAGAUCACUAAGCAGGCGUCUCUUCUCCACACCAGCCGUAGCCUCUCCUCUCUAACCCGCUCUCUGUCCUCUGGAGAGAGUGGACCUGGGUCCCCCACUCACAACCUGUCCCCUAGGUCACCUACACAAGGUUACCGGUCCACACCUGACUCUGCACACUCUGUAGGGGGUAACUCGUCUCAGAGCAGCUCUCCCAGCUCCAGUGUUCCUAACUCCCCAGCCAGCUCCGGUCACAUCAGGCCCAGCUCUCUCCACGGCCUGGCCCCCAAGCUCCAGCGGCAGUACCGCUCCCCCCGCCGCAAGUCAGCCGGCAACAUCCCCCUAUCCCCCCUGGCCCGCACCCCCUCCCCAACCCCACAGAGCACCUCCCCCCAGCGCUCUCCCUCCCCCCUGUCCAGCCACGGGCUGGGCUCGACCUCUAUGGGCCAGACCUUUCCCGUCAAGCUCCACUCCUCCCCCCCUCUGGUCAGGCAGAUCUCCAGGCCCAAGAGCGCUGAACACCCCCGCUCCCCACUCCUCAAGCGGGUCCAGUCUGCUGAGAAGCUAGCCUCCUCCCUCUCCUCCUCCUCGUCCUCCCCAUCUCCAUCAGGCGGCGGAGGUGACAAGAAGUUGCCUGUAACGGUGACAGGGCGUAAACACAGCCUGGACAUCUCCCACGCUGAGUUUAAGAAGGAGAUGCUUCAGAGAGACCCCAGUCUGCAGAGUCUCCAGGAGUCAGCUGGGGAGAGAGAGAGUCUGCUGCUGGGGCCUGGGAUAGGGGGCCGUGGGGGUCCCGUGGAGAAGGGCAGCAUGCAAAAACCCUCCUCCUCCAGCAGGAAGCUAGGGCGUCAGGAGGGGGACGGGGGUUCAACGGCCGGGUCCCUGGGGCUUGCCCCCGGGAAGAGCAAACUGAAGGACAAGCUGUCAGCCAUCAGACAGGACCGGGCUGAGAGGAGGGAGUCACUACAGAAGCAGGAUGCUAUCCAUGAGGUAGACUCAUCAGAGGACGAGACAGACGAGGGGUCCGAGGACAGUCAGGACGGGCGUGGCAGGAACACCUGCACCUUCACCCCUCCACUGCUCCGCCCCACCUCCGUCAUGCCCACCGCCCCCCGCACAGGACCCGGGGGCACCCUCCCCUCCCUCUGUCUGUCCCCCUCCUCCACCCUGCUGCCCAGCAGAGCCACCAUACCCUCCACACUCCACGAACACAAGCCCACUCAGAGUGUUCCUUCGCUGGGAGGGAAAGACGGCGGCUCAGCCUCCUUGGAUGACUGUAGGCGGAGAGAUGGGAAGACUCCAGACCCCAGCAGCAAGUUCACCCAGAGCCCCCUGUCCAGCACCUUCGCAACCCCCGGCAGUGCUUUCAUCUCCGUCAGUAAGGACACCUUCCUGAAGCCUGCUGCUCCAUCUCCACAUCAGGACUGGAGGAGCCCCAAGCUGUCUGAGCCCAGGGGGAAGAGCAGUAGUCCUGGGUUAUGGAGUGAGGAGAGAGACUCUGGCCUGGAGGCCCCCAGAUCCAGCCCCACUGGGUCCAUAGACGGUAGAGACAUAGUCCCCACACCCAUCUCCUCCCCAGGCAUCACCAAGGAGAAGAAGGAGGCUGACAACAGGAGACAUGCUGCUGCUGCUGCCGCUGCUGCAGCCUACGCCACCCCAGACUACGCCACCCCCAGCCCCCCAGCCUCCCCAGCCCCAGUGUCAAGGUCAGAUAGCGGGGUGGACAAGAUGGUGUCACAGCUAGCCAACGUGGCUAUGAGCGUCCUGGGGCCCGUCAAACUCACCAUCCCUGGGGCCAAGGAGGCCUUUGAGAGAGCCAAGGACCAGAAUCAGAGACCCUCUGACCCCCCUCACCCCAAGGCCACACCUGACUCCCCCCUCACCGCCACCACCACUCCCCUCUCCCCCUCCCCCUUCAGACACCCUGCCCCUCAGCCCCCGCCCCGCCUGUCCUCCCAGUCUCCUCCCAGGCAGCCCUCCAAAACUGAGCCAGCCCCCCCUCCCCUUCCACAGAGGAGGCCCUCCCCUCCUAAAGACUGUACCCUGGCCCAGGGCCCCCAGCACCCCAUGGAGAUGCCGGUGGUGGUGUUACGAGGCAGCAGGGAGACUUCAGCCAUUACAGGUGUUACUGCACCGAGGAAGGGGCCCACCACCACACCCACCCAGUCCCCUACUGCGGCCUCAGAGCAGCGCAAUAGGCCAGACCCCCCGGCCCCACAGAGACCCAGCCCAGCCUCUGCAGCCUCCACCCCGCUGGACCAAACCAGCAGCAAGAAAACGUAG